AUGUUAUUUUCUACUUUUGUGUUGAAGAUAACAAAGAGAGGUGCAUCAGAGGAGGAGUGGAAAAAAUGGCAAUGGAGAUCAAUCAAUGACGUCUAUAUGAACGGAGCAUUUUUCAGACAAAGUGGACCUGUGCUGACUAACACGCCAUUCUCAAAAAAGGACAUGAUCAAAGCUAGACCCGGAACUUAUGUGGGAAGGCUUACUCGAUUUUCUGGUAGCCUUAGAUGUAGACGGAGAAAGGCUUGUUAG
Messenger RNA from Lathyrus sativus (Indian pea), 249 nucleotides. Lineage: Eukaryota; Viridiplantae; Streptophyta; Magnoliopsida; Fabales; Fabaceae. The record is from the annotation of a GenBank genome assembly.